Nezara viridula (southern green stink bug) is the source of this 5124-nucleotide messenger RNA. Lineage: Eukaryota; Metazoa; Arthropoda; Insecta; Hemiptera; Pentatomidae. The record is from the annotation of a GenBank genome assembly.
CUGUGUGCCAAACAUACUGAACCCAUACGUAUGUACUGGCUGCGAAAAACAACCACUGGACUGGGAUAAAGAAAUAACAGAUCAUAUCUGAAGUAAGAGCUAUAGAUACAAAGAAAACUGAAAAUGCCUGAAAAAUAAUAAACAAAACAGAUCAGAAUAAGAAAAUUGAAAUUUCCAGUAAAUAUAACAUCAAACUAAUAUUCUACACAAUGAAUAAACAUAACAGAGAUUUAAAUUAAUCUCAAACUUGAUACAUCAACAUAAAUAAUAAAAGUAUGCAAAACUGACUCUCACCAAUCCUUGAUAUUUAUAGGAAUCGUAGACACUACGAAGUAAUAGCCAGAAUGGCCAUAGGAAUUCAAAACGAAACUCAAGAAGAAAGUCUGCGAGAAGAACAAGUGCCCAUAACAUGAAAAACUUCAAGUACACAAUGGUACUGGAAAAAAUAAAGAAAAAUUACUAAUAUAAUCUGUAAAGUCCAUCUUAUUUAUAUAAUUUAAUACAUUAAGAAUGAUAAGGAGUAUAUCAAAUAAUAGGAAUAUCUUAGGAAGUUUAACGUUAAAUGAAAGUUCUGAUAGCAGUGUUAUUAUUACUGAAGGAGGAGUAAUAUCUACAAAAUAAGUAUAUAAGUCCAUUUAAACAUAAAAUGUUCUUUAUUUAUAUCAAAUUGUAUUCAAUUUUAAGGAUUUGAGGUUAUUAUUUUCAUUUUGAGGAGGCAAUGAGAAGACAGAACUGAGUCCUAAUUUGGAGGCCCAGCCAGCACAGGGGCUGAUAUUGAUAUUAGGACUUUCGUUCAAUUAGCAUUAGCUGUUACAGGUGAUAUUUAUUCAUUUAAUCAACAUUUAUUCCACAGAUGUAAAACACAUAUGGCGACCCUCCUUACCUCCCAUAUAUACCAUCUGUUAUUUUGCUUCGUUUUACUGGCCUUCGUAGUUUAGGGCACUCGCCAUUCCUUCUCUUCAUAUUCUUAAUAUCUUCACAGUUGAAAAAUACAAUAGACAACGGUGUAAAGAGAAAUAUAAACUUGUGUUUACGUUAAAUAUUUUGCGAAACUAUCAACUACUUUUGUUGUCAUUUAUGAAUAUCACUGCCCGCAAAAUUGAGUGUUUAUCGAUACAUUAAUCGACAUAAAAAGGUUGUCAAAUUAUAAUAUUUUAAUUCUUAACCGAGUUUAAUUUUUAUAACUCUUAAUUACUACGAAUAAUAUAAAAACAUUUCCCAAGUGAAUGGGCUAAACAAUAUAUUACUUUCAGAAACUUUUCUCUUCAGUUUGGAAUUGACAUGAUCAUAUCUACACUUUUUAAGUUGAAAAAGUAUUCAUUUAUAUUUUUUAAGAAAAUGACAGAAAUUAAUGUCAUAAGAAUGAGAAAAUGAAAUAAUUCCUUGUCAAUAAUAGAGGCAUUGAAAUGAAGCUUCUCUGUGUUGUUCUCUUUUUACCGCCAUUAGCCGGGCUUAAGACUAUUUCGCUGGCGCGGUCCACGACAGCGACCGCUAUUCCACGCUGCCAACCGCUGUUGGCGUACCUAUUUCGCUGAAACUGCUCACUGCGGUUGUUAUAACCUGCCUAUAACCUUCGAACAUUUCGCUGUAUCUUUGAAGAUAAAAAGAUGGACAUAAUAUAAUAAUAAAAAUGAACAUCCUAUAAUAAUGAACAUCUCUGACUACCGCUUUUUUAUUUGAGUUGGAAAAAGAAGAGAAAAUGUUGUUCAUAAAGAGAAGGAAUAUCAGUAUUUCGAUGUGAUGCUCAUCAUCAAAGUCCCUCUGAUACUAGAUAUUAUUAGUUUGAAAAGUAAUAAUAAUUAAUACAUAAUUGAUUAGUAAUAAAUAUCAUAUAUUUGUAAUUAAAUCCCAGCAGGCGAUGUUUUAUAGUUUUAUCAAUAGUAAUCAGUAAAUCACCACUUUAAUUAAAAAAUACAAAUCGAUUUUUCAAUGGGUGGAUUUUAGUAUUUACCUGACGAUAAAAUUUGUUGGAUUCUUUAAUUCAUUUAAUAUCGUUUGGAUUUAGGUAUAUUUGUAUUUCGCUGUAAAAUAUUGCUGGUGGAAUAAAUAAAUAAAUAAUCUUGUUACUUCAACCUUAAAAAAAUAAUUUACUAUUGCAUUGUUUCAGUUUUAAACAAUAUUUGUUAUAAUUUUGCCAGACUUGAAAGAAACAUAGGAAAUAAAACGUAUCGACGUGACUGUUAUCAUCAAAACAAUACUCUGAUAUGAUAACAUAACCUACAACCGCCGAACCGCCAACAGCUCCACUGCUUCAAGAGGAGUCAGAUCCGAGCAGCUUAGAUAUGACGUCAUACCUAGACUGCCGAGCAGCGCCAGCGAAAUAGGUUCCUUUCUAUUCCACUAAAGCAGUGGUCAACCGCGAGCAGUCGCGGUCGUGGCGCGGUCCACGACCGCGACUGCUCGCGGUUGACCACUGCUUUAGUGGAAUAGAAAGGAACCUAUUUCGCUGGCGCUGCUCGGCAGUCUAGGUAUGACGUCAUAUCUAAGCUGCUCGUAUCUGACUCCUCUUGAAGCAGUGGAGCUGUUGGCGGUUCGGCGGUUAUAGGUUAUGUUAUCGUAUCAGAGCAUUGUUUUGAUGAUAGCAGUCACGUUGAUAGGUUUUUUUUUCCUAUGUUUCUUUCAAGUCUGGCAAAAUUAUAACAAAUAUUGUUUAAAACUAAAACAAUGCAAUAGUAAAUUAUUUUUUUAAGGUUUGAAGUAACAAGAUUGUUUAUUUAUUUAUUCCACCAGCAAUAUUUUACAGCGAAAUACAAAUAUACCUAAAUCCAAACGAUAUUAAAUGAAUUAAAGAAUCCAACAAAUUUUAUCGUCAGGUAAAUACUAAAAUCCACCCAUUGAAAAAUCGAUUUGUAUUUUUUAAUUAAAGUGGUGAUUUACUGAUUACUAUUGAUAAAACUAUAAAACAUCGCCUGCUGGGAUUUAAUUACAAAUAUAUGAUAUUUAUUACUAAUCAAUUAUGUAUUAAUUAUUAUUACUUUUCAAACUAAUAAUAUCUAGUAUCAGAGGGACUUUGAUGAUGAGCAUCACAUCGAAAUACUGAUAUUCCUUCUCUUUAUGAACAACAUUUUCUCUUCUUUUUCCAACUCAAAUAAAAAAGCGGUAGUCAGAGAUGUUCAUUAUUAUAGGAUGUUCAUUUUUAUUAUUAUAUUAUGUCCAUCUUUUUAUCUUCAAAGAUACAGCGAAAUGUUCGAAGGUUAUAGGCAGGUUAUAACAACCGCAGUGAGCAGUUUCAGCGAAAUAGGUACGCCAACAGCGGUUGGCAGCGUGGAAUAGCGGUCGCUGUCGUUGUUGCUCUUUUAUAACACAAUUUGUUCGUUGGACUAUCCAACGAUUAGCACCAUUUUUUCUUCUAACAAGUUUUAAAUAAAUUCUGUAACCAUAGAUCUGACAGGGAGACCGUGUCAUUCAAGGAAUAUGGGAGAUAAGGAAGAGACUUUUGAUGAUGCGGUAGAGGAGAGGGUAAUCAACGAAGAGUAUAAAAUUUGGAAGAAAAACACACCUUUCCUGUAUGAUCUGGUUAUGACACAUGCUCUGGAAUGGCCAUCCCUUACAGCCCAGUGGCUUCCUGAUGUAACACGUCCAGAGGGUAAAGAUUACUCCAUCCACAGGCUUAUACUUGGCACACAUACCUCCGAUGAGCAAAAUCAUCUUCUCAUAGCAAGUGUACAACUUCCAAAUGAAGAUGCCCAGUUUGAUGCAUCUCAUUAUGACAAUGAAAAAGGAGAAUUUGGAGGAUUUGGUUCAGUGUCUGGGAAAAUAGAGAUUGAAAUUAAAAUAAAUCAUGAAGGAGAAGUUAACAGGGCGAGGUAUAUGCCCCAGAAUCCGUGUGUCAUUGCGACCAAAACUCCUUCUAGCGAUGUACUUGUUUUCGAUUACACUAAGCAUCCCUCCAAACCCGAUCCAACGGGAGACUGCCAUCCUGACCUCAGACGAUGUAGACAUCGUGGGAAGAUCGGUGUAAGCAAUAAGAGAGAUAGUCUCUGCUCUCGAAAUGACCAUACAAUCUGCCUUUGGGAUAUUAAUGCGACUCCGAAAGAGAAUCGCAUUAUCGAUGCUAAAACUAUCUUCACUGGACACACUGCUGUAGUGGAAGAUGUUGCUUGGCACCUGUUGCAUGAGUCAUUGUUUGGUUCUGUGGCUGAUGACCAAAAACUAAUGAUUUGGGAUACUAGAUCUAACAACACCAGCAAACCAUCCCAUACCGUUGAUGCUCACACUGCUGAAGUCAAUUGUUUGCAUUACUGGAAAAUGAAUUUCACAGCUGCCAAAGCAACUCGUGAAAUUAUUAAAUAUGAUGGGGAAGUUGUCCUUGGCCAAUACACUGCACGUCAUUGGUUUGAAAAAACGGUUGCACUUUGGGAUUUAAGAAAUUUGAAACUCAAAUUGCACUCAUUUGAAUCGCACAAGGAUGAAAUUUUCCAGGUUCAAUGGUCUCCUCAUAAUGAAACAAUCUUAGCUUCAAGUGGAACGGAUAGAAGGCUCCAUGUCUGGGAUUUGAGCAAGAUUGGAGAAGAACAGUCUGCUGAGGAUGCGGAAGAUGGUCCUCCCGAAUUACUCUUUAUUCACGGAGGACACACUGCAAAGAUAUCGGACUUCUCGUGGAACCCUAACGAACCUUGGGUCAUCUGUUCUGUAUCAGAAGAUAACAUCAUGCAGGUCUGGCAAAUGGCAGAAAAUAUAUACAACGAUGAAGAACCUGAUACACCGGCAUCUGAUAUAGAUGCUCCAGGCGCUGCGUCGUAAAUACUUGUACCUGUAAAAAUAUUUUUUAAAAUGGAUAUCCUGACUUUUUAGAUAAUACGGUCCUUUUUAUACUAUUUAUUACAAAAACAAAAAACUUAAAAAUGGUACAUAGAUAGCUCUGGGGUGUGUGUUCCAUUGUUUCAUUCAAGGACUGUUGUUGAAAAAUUUGUAAAAACUAAGAUAUUCUUUUUUAUUCCAUGCAAUUGUUAUCUGUUUGGGCUAUUUUUUUUUCUUUUUAAAAUGUUCCUAAAAAAAAGAGAAAUUUUUAUAAAAAAAACUUAUUAGAAUAAAACAGUUGGCCCACUCGUUUAUAUUUCUUUUCAUGUUGAAGAACGUUUCUAGUAGUUACUUAUAUUCUUAAUAAAUGUUAAGGUUAAAUAA